AUGCCGCGAGGCUCGCUAUUUUACAAGUCGUUGGACGCGGCGGCCCUGCGAAGCCACAUUGAAGCAGUCGAGGAUCAGGAUGCGCUGCGCAAGCUGCUCCCCGGACUGGGCCUAGUGGCCUUCGUGGGGAACGGCGCCGUCCUCCCGCGGAAGAGUGGAGUCGACGACCGGCCCAUGACGAAGAAGGACUCCACAAAUCUGGUGACCUUCCAGAGCCCUGCCUCAAUGGAGGUGACCCUGACCCUGCCGCAUGCAGGUGAGGUGACCGGUAUGGGAAUCCAGAAAGGGGUGACCCUCAUUGUGGGUGGCGGCUUCCACGGCAAAAGCACCCUUCUUCAGGCGCUGCAGCUGGGCAUCUACAACAAGGUUCCCGGAGACGGUCGAGAGUAUGUGGUCUGCGACCCCCAAGCAGUGAAAAUCCGUGCCGAGGACGGCCGCUCCGUGAAGAGUACCGACAUCUCACCGUUCAUCAACAACCUGCCGUUCGGGAAGCAGACAAAACAGUUCACCACCGGCGACGCCUCUGGAUCAACGUCCCAGGCCGCCAACAUCGUCGAAGCCCUCGAGAUCGGCUGUACCACAUUGCUGGUUGAUGAAGACACGUGCGCGACCAACUUCAUGAUCCGGGAUGAGAAGAUGAAGGCGCUGGUGGCCCCGGACAAGGAGCCGAUCACUGCCUUCGUGUGCAAGGUCCGAUCGCUGCUAGAGGAGCAGGGCGUGUCCACAGUCCUUGUUGUCGGUGGAAGUGGGGACUUCUUCAGCGUGGCGGACUCCGUGAUCAUGAUGGACGAGUAUGUCGCGAAAGAUGUCACUGAGCGGGCCCGCGAGAUCGGCCAGAAGUCCGCCGCUCCGAGCCAGGCGGCCUUUGGAAAGGUUGCCCGGCGCCGGCUGCAGGCCAACGGCCUGGCAGCCGAUGGCAAGGUGGCUGCACGAAACUUGAGGUGCAUCCAAUACGGCGAGACAGAGGUCGAGCUGAGCUGCGUCGAGCAGCUGGUGGAGAUCAGCCAAGCUUGCAACGUGCCGAACUCCUAA
Molecule: messenger RNA, 1032 nt
Organism: Symbiodinium natans
Lineage: Eukaryota; Dinophyceae; Suessiales; Symbiodiniaceae
Source: the annotation of a GenBank genome assembly